CAGAGUAACACACUGAAUUCUUUCACCCUGUCCACAUUCUCCUCUCAACACUUCCUAAAUUGUACUGUACUAUCUCUCCGGUCUUUCUCCUCCCAUCUCCUCUCUCCAUCUCUUUGCCUUUGUGUCUGCACUAUGUUCCCACUCAACUUUCUAAGCCUCAUCUUCAUCACCGCGCCAAUAGACCACGGGGAAAGGAAGAAAAGAGAGAAAACCAAGGAUGACCCCAAAGCCCCUUCUAAGUACGACUCCAUGUUCCAGAGAGGUGACCUGUUGGAGGUACCCCGUACGCUGUUCACUCACUUUGGGAUCUACCUGGGGGGCGGGAGGGUGGCUCAUCUGAUCCCUGACAUCCUGCCUGUGAUGUCGGUUGAUGAAGGGGCCAUUAGAGAGAUGGUCACCAACAGCAGACUCAUUCUGGGGGUCAUCGCAAAGUGUGCCAGCGUGAGAGUGGACUCUGUGGAAGACUUUGCCUACGGCUCGGAGAUCAUCGUCAACCCAAUGGACAAGGUGUGCAGUCGACCUCCACUGGCAGGGACGGAGGUGGCCCGCCGCGCGGAAAAGCUGCAGGGCUCUGUGGCCUACAGUCUGCUGUGGUACAACUGUGAGCACUAUGUCAUGUACUGUCGCUACGGCACCUGCAUGAGCUACCAAACAUUCCAGUUCUGCAAGACAGUGAAGAAGUUAAUUCUGAACCGGAGGAACGCCAAGCUUACAGCGGUGUUGGGCCCAGUCCUGAUGAUUUAUCUAGGUGUGGUGUCGCCCUUUUCAGCUCUGGUCACAUUGCUGGUUCCCUUCAUCAUUUGGAUGGCUUCCUAGAAACACACACACACAUAUCUACUAAUCUAAGCUAGUAUUUUUCAUUGCAUAAUGGCGUCUAUACGUGUGAAUUGUACAUAAGGCUGUCCUUUCUUUUAAAUAAUAUAUCUAUAAAUAAAAAAUGUUAUUUUGUCAGA
Messenger RNA from Esox lucius (northern pike), 953 nucleotides. It is a transcript of the gene lratb.2, whose product is annotated as lecithin retinol acyltransferase b, tandem duplicate 2. The coding region runs from base 133 to 816 and encodes 227 amino acids. The record is from RefSeq and is a predicted model, not a curated record. Gene Ontology annotation, biological process: retinol metabolic process. Lineage: Eukaryota; Metazoa; Chordata; Actinopteri; Esociformes; Esocidae. The transcript is spliced from 5 exons. Gene Ontology annotation, molecular function: phosphatidylcholine-retinol O-acyltransferase activity.